CUUAAAAAAGGUUAUUUUAAUAAGAGUUAUCGACAAAACAAAUUUCAUAUUUCACAUUUUCUUAUUAAAAUUAAACAGUAAAGAAGGAUUUCUAUUCAGUAUAUCUUUAAAAAAAUAAUCUAAUCUCAAUAGACUGUGGAGAUUAAAUUGAAGAAUAAUGGAAGUGGAUCAAAGAGAUUUUGAGGAGAAUGAAUUGAUUAGGGAAGUUUUGGAGGCAGCUGGAUUUAGUGAAACAUUUCUACCAAUUGUUAAUGAGGAUAAUAAGCAACUUUUGGAAACAAUUAAAUUCUUAAGUAAAUCAAAAUUAGAACAUGAAUCAGCACUCGAGAGAGAAAAGAAGGAAGUCUUGCGAGUAGGAGAACUUUGCAAGACAGCAGACAACGAGUUUGAUCAGAAUUUAAAGCUUUUAAAUGCACACAAGUCACAAUAUACAGCUGAGUACCAUUUACUGAAACUCGGGGAGCAUGAGAAUCUUAGACUUAAACAAAUGAUGAAGGAAGUUGAUAAGGAAAGCAAAGAAAUGCUUUUGAAGGAGGAAAAUUUUAAAUCUGAGAAAAUCAGAAUAAGUGAAUCCAUAGAAAAGCUCUCGGAAGGAAUUCAGUGGGCUAAAACGGCUCUUUUAGAGUGGCGCCAAGUUUUGGUUUCUGGGGAUGAGGCGAAUAAAAUGAUUGAAAAACUUUGUCGGAUGGACGCAGGAAGAGCGGAGACACUCGAUUCAAAAAGGAAAAUUUUGCACGAUGCUAUUGUGAAGCAAAAAGGCGUCCUCAUAAAUCUUUAUGAGGAACGUAAGUCAUUAGAGCUCCUCUUAGAGCGUACCAGCCAACUUUAUCGACAAGCUCAUUUGGAACGUCGCCAGUUAGUAAAUACAUGGAAAGAUGCAGUAAACCAAAUGAAUCAGCGUGAGAGAGAAAUAAAUGAGACUGAGGAUGAGAUUGAAAGUGCCAAAAAAGUCUCGAAUGAAAAAAUGUCAGCAUUGAAGCGAGAGGAAAUGGUCAUGAAAUUAAAACAAGAUGAAAAUCGAGAAAUUGAGCUUUUUAUACAAGAACUUAAUAUAACAUCGUCGGACUUAAGGAACCGUUUGAUUAAGCUUGAGGAUUUUAUUUUAUUAAAGAGCUCUGAGCUAUUAGCACUAAGGAAGACAGUACAGAGCGAGUCACAAAAGUUAAAUAAUUUAAGAAACCAAAAUCGUCAAAUGCUCGUGGAAGAAAAGGAGAAAGAGACUGUCCUGAAAACAUUGAUUGAUGAUUUGAGGAUGAUUCAUGAGAAAUACGAAAAGUUCAAGGGUACAAAUGUCGACGCACAGGAGAGACUUCGUCAGAUUGAGGAAUUGUUAGAAAUGGAAGAGAAAAGCAUAAAAAAGAUUGAAGAUGAAUCAUCGCGUAUAUGCUCAGUACUUUAUCGUUCAGAACAGCAGCUAAAAAAAUUGCAAGUUGUCGAAAAGAAUUUUAUUCUCGAGGGACAAGGAUUAGAGUCUGGAAUUUCGAGAGUACGUGCAUCAUGCAAAAAUUUCGAGAAAGAACUUUUGAGGCAAACUGAAAUUCUUUACAAUGUUGAGUACAAGAUUCAGCAUAGUGAAAUGAGAUUAGCAAAUAUGCAAGGCACGAUUGAUGAGGAAGAAAGUGCAAAGCUUGAAGAACGAAAAUGUCAUCUUGAUAAAAUUUAUAAUGAUAAAAUUAAAGCUGAGGACAUGAUGAAAACUCAAAUUUCAAGAACUGAAGAAGAUAUGAAGAAAUUGGCGACCGUUUAUCAUAACUCUAUGGCUGAAUUCGAUAGACUUAAUGAAAAGUUAAAAGAGCGAAAAGUAACAAUGGAAGGAGGCAUUAAACAGCACCAAAUAAUUCAACAUCAGAAUCAAGAGAAGCUCGUUGAAUUGAACCUAUUAAAAAUAAAAAUAUCUCAAAUAGAAAAGCAAAUUGCUAAGCAAGCCGACAAAGCUUAUUCGUUGGAAAAACACAAAACGGAAUUAGAAGCAGCAAUGAAUGACCGUCUAAUUGAUAUUCGAGCACAAAUGAAUAUCUUGAACAUGCGACGAAAAUGCUUAAUUGAAGAGCGUUCACAAAUGAAGGCAGACAUUAGUGAGCGUUUACUAAAAAUUGAGCAUCUUAGAAAGCGUUAUGCAUGUGCGAUAGACUUAUUGGGUAGAAAUGAUGAUGGUUCAACCGUCACUGCUGUUCAAAUUAAAAUCGAAAUGGCUCAAGAAAAGUUCAUGCUAUUAAAUCAAGGAAAUGAGUUAAAUGAGAAAAUUGUAAAAGCUGAGAAUGAGAUUAAAUGUAUGGAAAAUGCAUUAAAAUUAAUGAGCUUUUCGAAUAGCGAAUAUCGUAAAGUCUUUGAAAUGGUUCAUGAAAAUAGUCCUGAAAUGAAAAAAAUGGAUAAUCUACAAAAUCAAUAUUGCAAAACGAUGAACGAUAUAAAAAUGUUGAAGGAGAAUCUAAUGUGCUUAUUAUCUAAUUUGGAGUUAUUUGAGAAUCAAAGGCAGGAAGUUGAAAAAGAAUUUGAUGAAGUUCAACGGAUCAGAUUGGACAACAAUGAUACAUUGCUCAAGAUUCAUAAAGAAUUAUUGGAUCAGGAAACGAAAAAGGAACGUGCUGAACGUGAAAUGAAGAAUUCAUAUAAAGCUGCAAGACGAAGAAUUAAGGAUCAAGAUAUCAUAAGCCUAUUUGACAGAAACAUUGAAUAUAAAGAAUUUGAUGAAAAGAAUAAUUCCACGUUACAGCAACUGACUGAUAUGGUCGAUAAUUAUCCAGAAAUGACACAGACUGUAACGAGAUAUUUCAUCGAAAGAGGUUUGAGCUUGCCAGCUAGUGUUCGACGAACAAAAAGUCAAUGCUCAUGGAAAAGUGAAACAUCAUUGGGUGAUCAAAGCUUUAAAGGUGAUGCACAUUGCAUGAAAAGAUUUUCCCACCGCUCAAUAUUCUCUGGAUCAUCGACUGCAUCAAGUGAUAUCUCGAAGGUUUCAAAGGAAUCAGUCAAAGUGACUCCAUCAGGUCUUUCAGUCAUUAAAAUUACAUUCCCAGACAGUAAGAAAUCUCCAAAAAAGCACGCCAAAAGCACUGGAAAGAAUUAAGGAGCUUCACUGAUAUUUACACGUGUGUCUUUUGAUAUAUUUAUUAAAAAAUAAAAGAUAGCAGUUUGAUAUUUGUACAUAACUUGAGUGACAUUUACUAAAAAAUUUAAUUAAACUUAUACUUUUUAUCUACUUUAAAAAGAAAGAUAAACGUGAUGUAUGGUGCUGGCUGGAUCACGUUUAUAUGCUAUUCAAAAAUGAUUUAUAAAUCAUAAGGUCUUAUUAGUCUAUAACUUAAUUUUAUUAUCCAUGUUUUGUCGUUUUUAUCAAUCAAUGAACAUAAUAUGUUAAGUCUUAUCACAAAAAACUUAAUUAGAGUCGUAUUGCAAAGUUCACGUACUACACACAUUCAAGAAGAAGGCAUUAUAACAUUAUUUUUUCCAUCGUUCGUUUUGCUAUUUUUAGUGUCACAAGAUUCAUUAUCACUGUUAUUAAUAUAAAUUUAUUUAGAAGAAGAUUGAAUGUAUUAAAUUUUGAGCACAUUCAAGUACCUUUGUGUGUUUUGUUCAAGUCUUCUUCAUGCUUCGUGUUACCCGUCGAAAUUCAUUAGUUUUUGUCAGUCCAGCUUUUGCUUUUGUAUCUCGUCCUUUUUGCUUCUUAGACAAUACUUUUGUUGCUGGUUGAUUUUUUGUUUUAGCAGUGCUUCUCGUCACCUUAACAUCUUUGUCAGUCUUUAAUCUCGUAUUGUAAGUAGAGUCUCGAUCCACUUUCUGACGCUUUGGAGAGAAUCCUUCAGACUUUUUAUUCUCACAAUUAGAACGAUUUCGCUUUACACUCUUUGGCUUCUUAAUUUCUUUUUGUGGAAUUGUAUCAUUCAAAUGAAUGACAACACUAAAUGCAGAUUGUCUUUGUGACGUAAUGGGAAUAAAGAAUGGACUCGGAGAUGGUGUAUGGAUUGUUGAAUUGGACGAAGUUGAACGAAUUGAAGUGGGUCGUAGAAUUUUUGUUGAAGACGUUAUCCUUGGCUCUCGAACAAUUGGUUUAAAGAGCAUUAGCUCUGUUUUUAUACUGUCUGGAGAUGAGGAAUGGUCACUACUUGAUGAAGUCGAAGACGAUGAACUUGAAGAUUCUGACGACGAUCGUUCGAUAUUGACUGUAUUAUCCAACUUUACAGGCAACGAUGCCUGAUUUACUACAUUUGUGCUCAACUCGAACGAAUCGUUAUAAAAAUUUGUGCUUUUUGACAAAAAUGUACUCUUAAUUAACUCAGUUCCACGAUUUAAUGCAGUCUUAAAAAUAUUACUAUACGUACUAGUCGUCGCUGGAUUAUUAUGGACAUUUGCAGAGACAUC
Messenger RNA from Chironomus riparius, 4356 nucleotides. NCBI's taxonomy places the organism in Eukaryota, Metazoa, Arthropoda, Insecta, Diptera, Chironomidae. The record is from the annotation of a GenBank genome assembly.